AAGAUCACGUGUCAAGGACGUACAAUUCUUUGCGCUGUGAAAUGAACAAGUUGAACAUGUGGAAGGUCAGAGUUCACUCUGAGCUCAGCAAAAAGGAGGAAGCUGUCAGAAUGGCCCAGGAGACGGCCGACGCUCUGCAGAAAUCAACUCGACAAACACAGCUUGAAAAUGUACACCUCAGCGCGCAACUUCAAGACGUGAUUGACAUCAAAGGAGAUUUAAUGGAGAAGAUCCGUGCCACCAGGCAGAUGUGUGACGAUCUGAAGGGCCAGUCCUCUUCAGUGCAACAAACAUUAACCAGAGCUGAAACAGAACAAGAAGAAGUGGAAGCUGUUCAUUCGUCGCUGAAAGCAGAACUGAAGACGUUUGCGGUGACUUUCAGCGAAUUGAAUUUAAAGUCUCAAAAUGACAAGAAUAUUGAGUUGGGCAAAGUGGAAGCAGCCGUGGAAGCGACGGGGAGAGCGCGGUGGGACUUUGUAAACAAGUUGACGAUUAAAGAAAGCCAGGCCAAAGAAAUGUCCGAGCUGUUGGAGUUAAAAAAUGAAGAGCUCAAAAUGGCCUCGCAAAAGCUGCAAGAUUCCAUUGAAAGCUGCGCUCGACUCGAAGAAACAGAGCGCAACUUUCAAGCACGGCUUGAGCAAAUGCAGAAAGAAAGUGGUACCCUGAAACUCGAAGUAAAUCGCCGUCGGGAAAUUGAAAGCACGCUGCAGGCUGGGAUGCAAAACGCGGAGAGAAGUUUUGCGGAGAAGGAGCGAGAGUUCACCGCAAGCACCGCGGGGCAGCGGCUGUCGUGCGACAAGCUGCAGCACGAACGUCGGGACCUGAACGUGAUUGUGCAAAACCUGGAGAAGGCAAACGAAGAGUUGACAGCAGCAGCCAGCCAGAGGCGCAGCGAAGAAGCUGAGAUUCGUAGCAGGCUUGAAAGAAAUAUUCGUGAAAAAAAUACAGAAAUAGGUAGGCAACGUUUUGAGAGUGUCAGUGACCAUUGCGAGUGUUAAUUAUUUAUCGCACGU
Molecule: messenger RNA, 1013 nt
Organism: Petromyzon marinus (sea lamprey)
Lineage: Eukaryota; Metazoa; Chordata; Hyperoartia; Petromyzontiformes; Petromyzontidae
Source: RefSeq, a predicted model, not a curated record